AUGAUAUCAAUGCGAAUGAAGAUAAGAGUGCACCUUCAUAAAAGGAAGCAAUUUUUAGUUGUGGUGACGUUGUCCGUAAUUUUAAUAAUACUAUGUUUGUUUACAUUUAAAUCACUACCAACUGGAGUCAAAUCGGAAUUAAAACAAUCACAGAAGAACGUAUUCGAGUUUGGUGCAUUUAAAAAUGGAUACUAUGUUGAUCCAGAUUCAAUAACAUUAACCGAUGAACCUGAAUUUGAUCUCGAGAAAACAGAUACCAAGUAUUCGUUGUUUAAUGACAGUAUAUUUGCCCAAUUGAAGGAUCUUGAUACAGUGGAAAAAUGUAACAAACUUGCAAGGUCUUUAAUAUUGAAUUCUAGGUCUGACGUAUUUGAUAUAGCUGGUUCCAUGGAGUCAUUAAUUAGGAACGUAGAAAGAUUUAGAAUAUAUGAUCACUGUUUCUUAAGAGGUAAUGUGGAAUUAAAAGAUAUAUUUGUUGAUGAUUUGAAUCUAAUGACGCAAUUAACACAUACGUUAUUCCCAUUUCUGAAUAUACAAUUCACCAAUGAAUAUCAAUUUAAUGAGAUUUUAAUCUCAGAUUUGACUACAAAUGAAGAGAAAACAGUGGUGUUUCAUAAACAUAUGGGUAACCCCUUUGAACAUUGGAUAAAGACAGCAAAAGGGAAAGGUAUUGUGACGACAAUGUCAAUAAAAGAAAUAGAUUAUUUUUUGAGACUUACCAAAGUUCUUGAUAAGUUGGGAAAUAAAUUACCAAUCCAAAUAGUUGUUAGUAAUUUAAACGAUUUUUAUAUUAUUAAAAAUACUUUAAAGAAGAAACUUAUCAAUUCAAACCAAAAUGUAAUGGUAUUAAAUGUAUCUCAAUUACUUGAUACAGAAUUUACAAAAUUGAAAGUUAAGGGUUACAUUAAUAAAUGGAUUGCUACUUUGUUCAAUACAUUCGAAGAAUUUAUAUUUAUGGAUGUAGAUGUGGUACCAUUUCAACAAAUUAAUAAGUUUUUUAAGACUUCAGAAUACAAAAAUCAUGGUUUCUAUAUGUAUCGUGAUAGAGAUAUUGGUCAUGCCAAACUUGAACCUCACUGCAGAGCAAAUUAUUUCAAUUUAGAACCUACACCGCAAGAACAUCAGUUAAUUGGAACCCAAUGGGCCUUUAAUUUAAAAUCAAGUAGUUCACAAUCGUCUAAAGUUAAAAGCACUCAACAUGAGGUGUAUCAUUCCUUUUUCAAUAAUUUAAUUAUGCAUCAAGUUGAUAGUGGACUAGUUUUAAUACGAAAGACUGUUGAAAACUAUAGCAGUUUAUUGAUGGCUAUGCAGUUAAAUAUGGCAGAUAGCUUAGAGGAUUGUGUCCAUGGCGAUAAAGAGUACUUCUGGUUAGGCCCACUAAUUGCAGGUCACACAUAUUCUGUUGACCCAACAAGAUGUGGAGCUGUAGGCUCAUUAUACGAAGAAGAAGAACAAGUAAACGAUGGCGAAAAUAUUAAGAGAGUUGGUGUAUGUUCUACACAGAUAGGCCAUUGUAAUAACAAAAAUUCAUUACUCUGGUUAAAUGGUGGUGCAAAACUAUGUAAGAAUCCAGAAGCUGCAACGAACGAUUUCAAGAAUUAUCCAGAAUUCAUGUCAGAAAGAUAUGGGAACGUGGAUGAAUUAUCCAAAAUAUACAACUCGGGACUUAAUAUUGAUGGUAUGGUUAUUCCUGAUAGUAAGAAAGAUACUAUGACUUGGAUGCAAACAAGAGAGUGUUCCCAAUAUCGAUUUUGUGCGUAUGUUGACAUUUCAAAAAAGACCCACCCUUCGAAAUCAGGAAAUUUGAUCCGAUUCGAUCAUAAACAAAUUAAAACUUACAAUGAGAUAUCCGCCAUUUGGUCCGAGGAUAUCGGAGAGUAA
Messenger RNA from Maudiozyma saulgeensis, 1881 nucleotides. Lineage: Eukaryota; Fungi; Ascomycota; Saccharomycetes; Saccharomycetales; Saccharomycetaceae. The record is from the annotation of a GenBank genome assembly.